AUGGCAAAUUUCUUGGUAAUAACUCGAGAGACUUUGGAUGUUGGAGCGAUUAGCACUUUAGUCGCGAAUGAGAAGUGCGGUGCCAUUUCUUUAUUUGUAGGAACAACUCGGGAUUCGUUUGAGGGAAAGAACGUUCACUUCCUGGAGUAUGAGGCUUAUGAAUCAAUGGCUAAAAAAGAGUUGCAAAAGUUGUGUGAUACGUUACGUUCUCGCUGGCAAGAUGUAUUAAAUAUAGCAAUUUAUCAUCGUCUUGGUUUAGUUGCACCCAAAGAAGCAAGUGUUGUCAUAGCAAUUUCAUCUCCACAUCGACAGGAUUCUCUUGAUGCAGUAUCAUAUGCGAUUGACGAAUUGAAGAAAAAAGUGCCAAUUUGGAAAAAAGAAUUAUACCACAACGGUGAUUCAGAUUGGAAACAAAAUAAAGAGUUAUAUGGCAAUUACAUAGAAAAAGGAAAAUUUAAUAUUUCAAAAGCUAAGUUACAUACCGAAAUUUCUGUGCCAAAGGAGCUAGUGCAAAUAACAGCGGAAGAAAGUGAAAUUUGGAAUCGUGUAGUAUGUUUUCUUAAAAAGAAACGCAAGGAGAUUGAUCAAGGCAACAUUAUUGACUACGUUAAUACAGGAAGGCUUUCGAAAAUCAAGGAAGAAUCAGUACAAAGUUGUAUACUUGGGGAUACUUGCGCUAGAGUUAGCAGCACGAUUGUAAAACAAGAUAGCUCCAAAUGUCUUUUAAAAGUUUCCCGAGUAAAAAACAUCAUCGGCCCCCAAACACGACCAAAUUACUUCAAGACUUUAGAUAAGCUAAUAGCUCAUGAACCAUCAAUGCAUCUCAAUUUCAAAAAGAAAGAAAAAAGUGGCAAAUGCAAAAAUAUAUCAACUGCAGCAUGCAAGAGGCUAGAGGCUAUGGAACAGCAUUUGUUUUAUUCACCAAAAAAUUAUUUACCAAUAAACGUGCGGCUCAAACAAAUUGAAGAUAAGAUAUUACAUUUGGAAUCUAUAUCACCUGAGUACUGGCAUUUCAUGGUUGAUGCUAACAACUCUCCAACAACUUCAGGUAAAAGAACCACGAGCAUGCCGGAUAAAGCCAUGACAAACGUAAACUAUAAAUCUUCUGUUAACUAUAAGGCGUAUACUGUCGAGGAAUUAGUCCUUUUAAUGCAGCAACUACAUAAUUGUAAAUAUAAGGAAGGUUUUAAAUAAAUCUGAAUAGCGUUCCUAACUGAUAGUUUAUAUGUGGGAUAAACGUAUGAUCUUUAAAAUGUCAAUAAUAUAAAAUCAUAAAUAUAUGGUAUGUGCCUAAAUAAAGCUUCCAUUAUAUCAAGCAA
Messenger RNA from Anastrepha obliqua, 1319 nucleotides. RefSeq names its product molybdopterin synthase catalytic subunit (gene Mocs2B). Gene Ontology annotation, molecular function: molybdopterin synthase activity. The transcript is spliced from 5 exons. The record is from RefSeq and is a predicted model, not a curated record. Gene Ontology annotation, cellular component: cytosol. Gene Ontology annotation, biological process: Mo-molybdopterin cofactor biosynthetic process. The coding region runs from base 1 to 1194 and encodes 397 amino acids. Lineage: Eukaryota; Metazoa; Arthropoda; Insecta; Diptera; Tephritidae.